This is a messenger RNA of Balaenoptera musculus (blue whale), 3580 nucleotides long. It is a transcript of the gene ADA, whose product is annotated as adenosine deaminase. Gene Ontology annotation, cellular component: external side of plasma membrane; cytosol. The record is from RefSeq and is a predicted model, not a curated record. NCBI's taxonomy places the organism in Eukaryota, Metazoa, Chordata, Mammalia, Artiodactyla, Balaenopteridae. The coding region runs from base 1773 to 2849 and encodes 358 amino acids. Gene Ontology annotation, biological process: negative regulation of adenosine receptor signaling pathway; purine ribonucleoside monophosphate biosynthetic process; adenosine catabolic process. The transcript is spliced from 15 exons. Gene Ontology annotation, molecular function: adenosine deaminase activity.
GCAGGCGAGCUUCGCCAUUCCUGCCUGCAAUUUAGAUGUAGAAGGCGUGGAGGCCCAGGAGCUGGUGGAGCUGUAUCAUGUAAGUCACCUGGCUCAUCACGUGAAGGAAAGCUGCCCUCCAACGAGGAACACCUGCCUUGGAAUAUUAUUUCCUGUUCAAGAUGGCAACGCAGGAGGCUGCUGAACUCACCUCCUCCCACGGACUCACGGAAUCUCCAGAUACAUAUGGAAGAGUUUCCUCUGAAAAAAAACCCUCCAAAACUAGCUGAGUGACCCCUACGCAUCGAGAGAAUGAGAAAAAACUCACACGGAAGCAGAAGAUGAGGACAGACUUCCAGCUCUGCGUGACCAUCUCACAAGUACCACGCUGGUCCAAUUUAUGGAGGAUAUCAUGCUAAUAGGACUUGGUGAUCACCUGAGCCCGUCUCAAGCCCCCAUCCCCACCCCAGUCCCUUGAGGGUCCUUCCAAGGCUUCUGCUGAUGCUUCUUCUUGGCUGAUGUCAACCAAGAUGACCAACCUGCUUGUUAUGGUGUUUUCUAACUGUGCAAGUAAGCUUAGCCACUGUGUUGAGCAACCUAAAAACCCCAGGAACGUAACAUCCUGGAGCAGCCCUCCAACAAUGACAGUGGGCAGUGGGUGGAUAAACCUGGCAGCCUCCUUGCUCCUCAGUUGGAUUAGCUCUGGGACACAUUCUUCGUCAUCUCCGAGUUCCCCUGAGGGACUGAGUUCCAGUUGUCCUGUCUGGUAGAACUGCACGUCCAUCUGGAUGGAGCCAUCAAGCCUGAAACCAUCUUAUAUUAUGGCAGGAAGCGGGGCAUCGCCCUCCCUGCCAACACACCAGAGGAGCUGCAGGACAUCAUCGGCAUGGACAAGCCGCUCAGCCUCCCGGGCUUCCUGGCCAAGUUCGACUACUACAUGCCCGCCAUCGCUGGCUGCAAUGUCCUAGGCUCUGUCCUUGGCUGAGGGAUCAUAGCCGCGACGAGACAGAUGGAGGGGUCCUUGUCUCAUGGAGACUACAUUCUAGUUGGGGAGGUGAAAACCAGCUAAUAAAGACACCAUGUGAUCUGUGAUGUCGAGUGGUGAUAAGGGCCAUGGAGAAAACUGAAGCCCAGGAGAAGAGGUGAAAAAGGGUGAGGAGAUGUUUUAAAAUAAGGUGGUCAGGGAAGGCUUCCUUGAGGAGGUGAGGCUGGAGCUGGGCUCUGAAUGGAGGGAGGAGGGAGCAUAGGGUGAUCUGGGUGAAAAGCCUGCAGGCUGGGGCACUGCAAACACGAAGGCCCUGACCUGGGAACAAGCUUGAUUGUUCGCUGGACAGAAAGAAGACCCCAGAGGAGUCAUGGAAGGAGCGGGAGACUGGCAGGGGCCCGGAUUACGCAGGCCUUGUUGGGGGGUUGGGGGGUGGGGUUGAGACUUACUCUACGAGGUGGGAGGCACUAGGGUUCAGAGUGGCGGAGUGAUGUUCUUUGAUUUCCUUUUUUUUUUUUUUGGCCACGCUGCACAGCUUGUGGGAUUUUAGUGCCCCAACCAGGGACUGAACCCGGGCCCUGAGCAGUGAGAGUGUGAAGUCCUAACCACUGGACUGCCAGGGAAUUCCCUCUUUGAUUUCCAUUUUGAAAAGAUUGAGCUAGCUGCUCUACAGGGGCAAGCGUGGAGACCAGGAGGCCAGUUAGAGAGGUGAGGUGGUUAGAACCAGGGCGGAGGGGGUGAGAAUUGGCAUCCAGUUUGGAAGUAGAGCUGACAGGACGUGCUGUGCCUCUAGGAUUUUCUCCAGCAGAUGCCCAGAGCUUUGGGCUGGGUGAUGAGAGACUGGGGGGCCACACGUGGGUUUGAUCUGCUAUGGGCAGGGGGCAGCUUUGUUAUUCCUGGAGCUCCCAAGGGACUUGGGGCAGUUUGUCCCCAGCCCCUCUCUGCCCUUCCCAGGGGCUGCCGGGAGGCCAUCAAAAGGACUGCCUACGAGUUUGUGGAGACGAAGGCCAAGGAGGGCGUGGUGUACGUGGAGGUGCGCUACAGCCCGCACCUGCUGGCCAACUCCAACGUGGAGCCGAUCCCCUGGAACCAGGCUGAAGGGGACCUCACCCCGGAUGAGGUGGUGCGCCUAGUGGGCCAGGGCCUGCAAGACGGAGAGCGAGACUUCGGGGUGAAGGUGCGGUCCAUCCUGUGCUGCAUGCGCCACCAGCCCAGCUGGUCCCCCGAGGUGGUGGAGCUGUGUAAGAAGUACCGGCAGCAGACCGUGGUGGCCAUUGACCUGGCUGGAGAUGAGAGCAUCCAAGGCAGCAGCCUCUUCCCUGAACACGUGAAGGCCUACGCGGAGGCCGUGGAGAGCGGCAUCCACCGCACGGUCCACGCCGGGGAGGUGGGCUCGGCCCAGGUGGUGAGAGAGGCCGUGGACACGCUCAAGACCGAGAGGCUGGGGCACGGCUACCACACCCUGGAGGACCCGGUCCUUUACAACAGGCUGCGGCAGGAAAACAUGCACUUCGAGGUCUGCCCCUGGUCCAGCUACCUCACAGGCGCCUGGAAGCCAGGCACGGAGCAUGCAGUCGUUCGGUUCAAAAACGACCAGGCUAACUACUCCCUCAACACGGAUGACCCACUCAUCUUCAAGUCCACCCUGGACACUGAUUACCAGAUGACCAAACAGGACAUGGGCUUCACUGAAGAGGAGUUUAAGAGACUGAACGUCAAUGCGGCGAAGUCCAGCUUCCUCCCAGAAGAUGAGAAGAGGGAGCUUCUUGAUCUGCUCUAUAAAGCCUAUGGGAUGCCACCUUUGGCCUCUGCAGGUAUGUUUCUGACUGAGCUGCUGGGCUGGUGCCCUGCCCUGGCUCCCACCUGGCUUUCCGGGGACUUGUAGCAAGAUGCCCUCCCUUCCUCUCCUGGGCAGUACCAGGGAUGCGUGAUGACUCCCUGGCUGGUGGUCCUCCCUCACUGGACAGGCUCACUUUCUGCAUAAUGCUGUCUUGAGGCUGGUCUGAGGAGGAGACUUUCUCAAGCCCACUCCCAAGGUCUUGGCAACUUGGGGCAUCUCCAGGGCUGCCCAAAGCCAAGGGCAGGGAGUUGAGCCCAGGGUGCAGCUAGGUUCUGCUUCCUUCCUUCCUGUGUGGCCUUGACAGAGCCUUUCCUUGUUCCAAGCCUCAGUCUCCCCAUCUGUAGAAAGGGGUUCCUCUCUGGCUCUGGUGUUCUGUGAUUUUUUUUUUUUUUUUUAUGUCCUGGGUACUACAAGUUGCCUAAUCUUUCUGCUUCCUUUACUUGGCAAGCAGGGCAGCGUCCCUGAAGACAUCGUGGCCACCUCUCAGAGUCCUCACCCUGUGGAUGGAGUCUUCACAACUCUGGGGUUAAUCGACAGGCUUCCCUUUACUCCUUCCAGGGAGACUAUGAUUUCCAGAGUCAGCUACUGAUGCUCGUGAAGCCCACGUGCCUGUUUCUGUACACACAUACACCUCUGCCUGGCCGUGUCUCUCCUCUGAUUGUGUGCCCAGGCCAGGAUCAGGGCCUGUGGCUGGUUGAAUCUGAAUCCCUCCUCCUAUGGUGACUCGUGCUGAAAAUCUGGUGCUUAAUAAAGAAACCAAUGGCUGGGGUUGUGCA